GAGCUGCUGGUGUUCGGCUAUGCCUGCAAGCUGUUUCGAGAUGAUGAGAAGGCUCAGUACCAGGAGCAGGGGCGACACCUUAUUCCUUGGAUGGGAGACCCCAAGAUCAUGAUCGAUAGGUAUGAUGGGCGGGGUCACCUCCAUGACCUUUCUGAGUACGAUGCUGAAUAUUCCACGUGGAACAGAGACUAUCAGUUGUCUGAAGAGGAAGCUAGAAUAGAAGCCCUCUGUGAUGAAGAGAGGUAUUUAGCCUUGCAUACGGACUUGCUUGAGGAGGAGGCGAGGCAAGAGGAGGAAUAUAAAAGACUGAGUGAAGCUUUGGCAGAGGAUGGUACCUAUAACGCAGUGGGAUUCCGUUAUGGCAGUGAUUAUUAUGACCCUUCAGAACCCACUGAGGAGGAGGAGCAUCAGCCCGCAAAACAAAGAGAAACAGCUCAGACAGAAAUUGUAGAAGAAAAUGAAGAGCCUUUUGUUGCCCCUCCAGGCCUGAAUGUACCUUCUGACGUGGAACUGCCACCCACAGCGAAAAUGCACGCGAUUAUAGAGCGAACUGCAAACUUUGUCUGCAAGCAGGGAGCCCAGUUUGAGAUUAUGCUAAAAGCCAAGCAAGCACGCAACUCCCAGUUUGACUUCUUGCGCUUCGACCACUACCUCAAUCCCUACUACAAAUUCAUUCAGAAGGCUAUGAAAGAGGGACGAUACGCUGCUCCUUCGGAAAAUAAAGCAGAUGAGAAAAAACGUAAGUUAGUCAAAUCUGAGGAAGAAGACGAUGACGACGACGAUGAUGAUGGAAACUACUUGCACCCAAGUCUCUUUGCAUCUAAAAAAUGCAGUAGGCUCGAAGAGCUCGUGAAGCCUUUGAAGGUAGUAGACCCUGAUCAUCCACUUGCAGCACUGGUGCGGAAAGCACAAUCAGAUAAUAACUCCUCCACACCCCAGUCAGCAGAUGGGGCAGCUGUACAGACAUCCCAGGCAGAAUAUUCUUCUGAUU
Messenger RNA from Apaloderma vittatum (bar-tailed trogon), 991 nucleotides. RefSeq names its product splicing factor, suppressor of white-apricot homolog. The annotation marks the transcript as partial. Gene Ontology annotation, biological process: mRNA 5'-splice site recognition; RNA processing. Gene Ontology annotation, molecular function: RNA binding. The record is from RefSeq and is a predicted model, not a curated record. NCBI's taxonomy places the organism in Eukaryota, Metazoa, Chordata, Aves, Trogoniformes, Trogonidae. The transcript is spliced from 7 exons.